GGUUCGGAGCGCCGCGCUGCCAUUUUGUUGGCGGCUGCCGCGGCUGCGGGUCGUGGCUGUUGGUGUGGCCGAGGUGCUGCCCGUAGUGGCGGCUCGGGGCGCUUUUAAAAGGGGUUUUAAUUUGUUGGGGGGCGGCAGCGCCCCAGCCCUGUUUUAAUCUGCUAUGUCUGGCGACGGAGGUACCGGCGAACAGGCUGCUGAAUAUGUCCCAGAAAAAGUGAAGAAAGCUGAAAAGAAACUAGAAGAGAAUCCAUAUGACCUUGACGCUUGGAGCAUUCUCAUUCGAGAGGCACAGAAUCAACCUAUAGACAAAGCACGGAAGACCUAUGAACGCCUUGUUGCCCAGUUCCCCAGUUCUGGCAGAUUCUGGAAACUGUACAUUGAAGCAGAGGUUAAUAUUUUAACAUUCUUUCUUAUAUAACAUUUAAUAGGAAUUUAAGUUUACACUCUCAUUCAUAAAUAAGAUAGGCACAUGAAAUCUAGGGGAAGGUGGGAUUUUAAGUAUACCUUGCAUUUAUUUUGUAAAAUAGGUACAAAGGAGUAAUUAAAGUGAAUUCUAAAGUAUUUGGGUCUUUUAUGAGUUGAUGAUUGUUGCAUUAUGGAAUUGCAACAACAUUAAAACAGUUUCAAUGGUA
This is a messenger RNA of Meleagris gallopavo (turkey), 635 nucleotides long. The record is from RefSeq and is a predicted model, not a curated record. NCBI's taxonomy places the organism in Eukaryota, Metazoa, Chordata, Aves, Galliformes, Phasianidae.